Molecule: messenger RNA, 2262 nt
Organism: Penicillium verhagenii
Lineage: Eukaryota; Fungi; Ascomycota; Eurotiomycetes; Eurotiales; Aspergillaceae
Product: RNA polymerase II mediator complex middle subunit MED1
Exons: 2
Coding region: 1-2262 (753 amino acids)
Biological process (GO): regulation of transcription by RNA polymerase II
Cellular component (GO): mediator complex
Molecular function (GO): transcription coregulator activity
Source: RefSeq, a predicted model, not a curated record
AUGGCAACACCUUCAGCCAAGCCUGGCGCCACGCCAACUCAUCUCACUUCCUCGCCGCACCCAUCCUCUGCGCCUCUCUCUCGGUCCAUUGCCCACAAAUCCCCUUCUACAAGAACACCGACAGCCUCCGGUCCCGGGCAUACACACCAAAUAAGUGUUUCUUCAUCCCAUCAAUACGCCACACCUCUCGCCGUAUCAAACGCAGUCGAUGAUUCCGUCAAUUUCAGCUCUCCCUCCGCGUUACUUGCGCUUGGCGGUUACACUGGAAUCAGCCCGUCACCAGCGGUUCACGACGCUCUUGUUGGUCACGGCAUGCAUGAUAACGAUAUACAAAAUUUAGGCAUGCAGGGUCUUAAGCUCGGGAUGGGCCGAGAUAACGACCAGGAACAGAGACAUCGAAUUGAGGAAGUGGUGCUGUGUCUACAUGCGCGCGUUGCGGGCCGGGGUGUGUCUCGGGAGGGAGUUGAACGACUGAGUCGGUUGGAAGGGUUUGAAUCAAUUUGGCAGGAUAAUGACAUCAAUAUCGCCGGCAAUUUUGUCGAUCUGGAGAUCGAGUUUCAUGCUGGCCAUGAUAUCGUCAAGAAUGUUAGCUUGCGAUAUGCUACGCCAGAGUACACGGAAGGUGAGGUAAGAGGCGAAGCAACUGCGGUCUUGAAACGCAAUCUAGUCCAGUCGCCCCAAGACAGUGAGACGGGAAAUUGGAAGUCCCUCAAGGGCUUCCACGAGAACUUGCAGUGGCUUGCGAAAUUGGAUAAGCUCAGCCAGGAAGUGAACUGCUUCGAGGCGCUGGAGGGUCUCGAGGAGAAUCUCAAGCGGAUUUGGGUUGAAGAAAGGAAGCAUAGCAAAUAUGGCGGAGAUUAUGAACAUCUAUGUUCUGGCAUUAUCGGGCGCCCAAGCAUGCAUAAAGGAUCUCGAAUUGGUCUCGGCCUGGAGUUCUGGGUCGAUCAGGCCAAAGUCUUGGAUUUCAAGGCAAGGAAAUCACCCGACGCAAUGGCAAUUGAUGAAGAGGCUGUCGAGAUGGAAGACCAAGAACGGAUAUGGACUGUGAUGAUUGAGUGUGAAGAAGGAUACCCAUCCCUUCGCAUUUCCAAAGAGUGGAUCGGAAGCGAGGCCUUCACAUCUGGAGAUAAGUCCGAAUCAUCGCCCUCAGCUGAGACAGUGCGACAUAUUCAAUGGCUUGAACCUCCCCAAACUAUGAGACUCUCGCAUGGAGACCACCCCGAUCCAAUGGCUCUUGAUUCAAGUAUGCUUGAGUCAUCACCGCCAAAUCGUCGCUUCGUUGCUAAGCUAGAGCCUGCUCUUGACAUCCCUGUUCCCGCGGCCUUGGAAAUAUAUCGACACCUCGGAAUGCAGUUACCGCAUGAUUUCAAAAUGAUUACAUAUGAUGGCUUGCUGGUAUCAGACUUGACAUCGGGUGAUGCAUCGCCUCAACCUGGCCGCAGAAAGCGUAGGAUGUCUGUACAUUCUUUUGAUUCCACUGGUGGAUCUUCUGUCAAGCAGCAUAACUACACUUUCCAAGCAUUCGAAUCUGUUUCAGGCCGCAAGAUUCGUGAGCUUCCAUUCUCUCAUCCUCGACAACUCGCCGAAAUCCUUCCCAUAUUCCGUCAAUACGCUUUGCUCGCUAGUUUGAUUGGUAAAGUUUUCAAAGUCCCCGCCCAGGAAGAAGCGGCCAUGAAGGCAGACUUGAAAACGACACCGAGAAAAUCUCCUUCCGGCUCAACUUCGGGCCUAAUUUUGGCGUCAGAUUCAAAUCUCUUCGCUGGCUCAGAAACCAUCAUUACCCUCAGCAAUGAUGACCCUAAUGAAGAGAAACUCAACAUGCUGCUCAGCAACGGGUUCCCAACUGCGGACAACUCUAGCGGAAUUUUCUCCUGGUCUGUUGACGGUCAGGGAAGUGACCGGCUGUUUAUGACAGAUGUCAAGGUAGAUGUGACAUUACGCACACAAAUCGGACAAGCACCCGCUCUCAUGUUGCUUAUCACAGACCCCGGUAGAGAUACCGGAAACGUCGAGAAGUUCGUACGCCAAUCAGUGCAGGUUUCGCUCUGCUUCGAGGUUGGCCUUAAUGGCCGUAUCACCGUGGUUGACAGCUCAGGGCUUGAUGCAACCAAUGGUGAUACCGGGGAUACCGAGAUGCAAGGGUCGAAUGACAAGCCAAGCCUGCAUGAUAUCCACAAAAAGAUCGCCAGGGUCUUGGAGACCUCGCAGGACUUGGGUAUCCUGGUGGAAUGGGUCCUGCGGGAACGGCUCGGCAGCGGUUAA